AGUCGUGUUUUGAAGUCUCGUCAAAAUGUUUUAUUUGAUUCUUUUCUCAGUUAUUGUUUAUUUAUUGUACAAAUGGGCAAUUAAAGAUCAUGACUAUUUUGACAAAAUUGGCUUGGCAUAUGAAAAGCCAUACCCUUUGGUUGGCAAUAUGCUUGAUAUCGUGUUGCAACGAAAGCCAUUGAUGGACAUGAUAGAACCAAACUACUAUCGACACAAGAAAGACAAAAUUUUUGGCUUCUUCAACUUCACGAGAGUUUCUUACUACAUUCUCGACCCUGAAAUCAUCAAGAAAAUUACAAUCAAAGAUUUUGAUCAUUUCGUUAAUCACAGCGAUGAAAUUACGAAUGCUGAUAAUGUUUUCAAUCGAAGUUUGUUUGCAUUACAUGAUAAAGAGUGGAAAGAUAUGCGAUCGACCUUGAGUCCAAUUUUCACAAGUUCAAAAAUGAAAAUGAUGUAUGGACACUUAUCAGAUCAAGCAACAAAUUUUGUCAAACAUUAUGAAGAAAAAGCCAAGAAGGAAGAUAAUCUGAUAGUGGAAGCGUUGGAUACGUUCGCUCGAUUUACUGCUGAUGGAAUUGCGACAUCAGUUUUCGGGUUCCAAACUGAUUGUGUAGUGAACAAAAACAGUGAAACAUACAAAAUUGUUCAAAAAAUGCUUCAUGAUUUCCUUGGAACAAUUGGAGUUCUGAAAACUGUCUUCUCGUUUGGUUUUCCUAAGAUCUACAAUAUGCUAGGACUUCAGAUUACCUCCAGAGAAAUUUAUGAUUUCUUCAAGCGAGUUGUCAUUGAUGUGAUGGAUGAAAGAGAUAGAAAAAAUAUUUUUCGACCUGACGUUAUUCAGUUAUUGUUGCAGGCCAAGAAAGGUCAAUUAAAAACUGAGAAAGAAAACGAACUCAACGAGAAAGAACUUACUAACUUUGCUGCUAAUAUCGAAUACGAUCUUGGAUCAAAGAUCAAUGAUGCGUCUCAUUUUACACAAGACGAUUGGAUCGCUCAAGGUUUUAUAUUUUUCUUUGCUGGUUUCGAUACAACAUCGAACCUUCUUCAAAUGACAUGUUACGAACUUGCAAUGAAUGUUGACAUUCAACGUGAACUACAGGAAGAAGUUGAUGAGCAAUUGAAUUUGCUUGAUGGAAAAACGAUCAGUUAUGAAGCUCUGCAUAAGAUGAAAUUCUUGGACAUGGUCAUUUCAGAAGCUUUGCGAUUAUGGGUUCCUGCCCCUCAAGUUGAUAGAGCAUGUACCAAGGAUUACGAUAUAGAGUUGGGAAAUGGACGCAGCGUGACAAUAAAGAAGGGGCAAGUCAUUAAUAUCCCGAUUCAAUGUGUUCAUCACGACCCAGAGUACUUCCCGGAGCCUAAGAAGUUCAAUCCUUAUCGAUUCAGUGACGAAAAUAAAGAUUCUAUCAUUCCUGGAACUUACCUUCCCUUCGGAAUGGGUCCAAGAAUCUGCAUUGGAUCACGAUUUGCAUUGAUGGAAGCGAAACUUUUAAUGUUCAACUUGAUGAGUAAAUUCAAUGUAGAAAAAUGUGACAAAACUCCUGAAAAAGUGACAUACGAACCAAAUUUGUUUUUCAGAAUCAAAGAAAAAAUUUAUUUAAGAUUCAAAUUAAGAAAAUAAAUUUUAUCUCUUUUUGAUUUAAUUUCUUUAACAAAUUUUGAAUCAAGAAAAGUAACAUUUGUUGUUUUAUAUCUGCAUACAUAAAUAUUAAUCCGAGGAACGAAUAAAUAAAAACAGAGAAUAUUAACUAAAUUUUCAAUUUUUACUGUAAUAUUUUAAAUGAAAAAAAAUUUCAGAAAUUAAAAUACUUCAAGUUAAAUGUGCAUCAAAAAAAUUCAAUUUACGCUGAUGCAGACAUUGGUGGCGAAGAUUCAUCAGAUACUUCAGUGCAACACGUUCCAUAACAUUCUUCCUCUGUCGAGAAAUUGUUUGCAUUUCCUAGACAUCCUCCAUAUAUGAAUAUAGAACAUUCUUGAGUAGUCGCAUCAUAGUACCAUCUUUGGAAUGCACCUCUGCAAGGUCCUACGACUUGUGGUAGAAGGCAAAUAUCUGUGGGAUCUCCACCAGCUUUCACAGUGUCCAAGCUUAUGAAGAUAAGCAAAACGCCAACGAUUAAAAUUUUCAUUUUAAGAAACUUUCAAA
Molecule: messenger RNA, 2140 nt
Organism: Clunio marinus
Lineage: Eukaryota; Metazoa; Arthropoda; Insecta; Diptera; Chironomidae
Source: the annotation of a GenBank genome assembly